AUGGCUCGCCACGCUCUAAAUGCGCGCAAAGUCAUUUUCCUGGGACUUGGGCUGCUCUUUGUAAUUUACUUUGUGGUACUGAAUGUUUUCUUUGACUCACCACUGGAUGAAUCACGUUUAAUGCCGUUAAAAAGUAUGCGCGAGGCUCAAAAAGAGCCACCCGAGCCCACACUUAACGUGGCACAGAAUGAGUCGAACACGGAGAAGGAAACUGAAAUUCCUGCCCCCAUAAGGCUCUGGAAUCCUAAUCUGUAUCGAAAGUAUGUGUGGCUUGAUGUAGCUAUUGAUGACGUGUAUGUGGGUCGAGUCACAGCUGAAUUAUACGCUGAUAUUGUGCCGAAAACUGUGGAAAACUUUCGAGUGCUAACCACAGGCGAAAAAGGAACGGAUUAUGCAUUUAAAGGCAGUUCAUGUCAUCGCAUUAUCAAGGGUUUUAUUGUGCAAUGUGGGGAUUUUACAACGGGCACUGGAACAGGAGGUCGCAGUAUUUAUGGUGGCAAGUUUGACGAUGAGCCCAAUGGGUUGAGACUUAAGCACUCGAAGAGAUACAUUUUACAGAUGGCCAAUGCUGGUCCAAAUACCAAUGGCAGUCAAUUUUGCUUCAUGCUGACUGCUGCACCACAUUUAAAUGGCAAGCACGUUGUUUUUGGAGAAGUCGUUGAGGGGUUUGAGGUCGUGGACAAAAUGGAGCAAGCCGGUGUGGAGAAAGAUGGUAUGCCAUUGCAGCAUAAAGUCAGCUUUGUAGAUGGGGGUGAGAUCCUUUUUUAG
Molecule: messenger RNA, 768 nt
Organism: Plasmopara halstedii
Lineage: Eukaryota; Oomycota; Peronosporomycetes; Peronosporales; Peronosporaceae
Product: peptidyl-prolyl cis-trans isomerase c
Exons: 1
Coding region: 1-768 (255 amino acids)
Biological process (GO): protein peptidyl-prolyl isomerization
Molecular function (GO): peptidyl-prolyl cis-trans isomerase activity
Source: RefSeq, a predicted model, not a curated record